Penaeus chinensis is the source of this 6045-nucleotide messenger RNA. It is a transcript of the gene Rassf, whose product is annotated as ras association domain-containing protein 4-like. The coding region runs from base 107 to 1660 and encodes 517 amino acids. The transcript is spliced from 10 exons. The record is from RefSeq and is a predicted model, not a curated record. NCBI's taxonomy places the organism in Eukaryota, Metazoa, Arthropoda, Malacostraca, Decapoda, Penaeidae. Gene Ontology annotation, biological process: signal transduction.
GCUAGUGGCCACAGUGUUUACAAGCUCUCAGCAAGAUACCCAUUAUAGCCCACUUUGCAUAUCUUUCCCCCACUAGAACAUGUCCAGUAUCCUAUUGUGAUAAAAGAUGUGGCAAUGCAGGAAGUGCGGGAAGCCCGUGUAUUUCGCGGAGCGUAAACAGUCAUUGGGGUUUGACUGGCAUCCCAAGUGUCUCCGAUGUGAGGAAUGUGGUAAAAGACUAAAUCCAGGCCAGCAUGCAGAGCACAAAGGUGUGCCAUACUGCCACCACCCCUGUUAUGGAGCCCUCUUUGGGCCUCAGCUCUUUGGCCACGGGACACGCAAUGAGUGCCACACCUCCUUUGGGAAAGUGGAAAAUAGAGAUGGACAAGUUAAAAGGUCACACUUGGAGGCUAAACUGAAGGCAUAUAAUCAGUAUUAUGAGGGGAAGCCGGGGGAGCUGAAGAGCAGGGAGGCAAAUGGCCGUGUGAUUUUGGAGGGUGUGCUGAAAAUCUAUUGGGGUGUGCGUAAUGUCAUUCACCUGAAAGAGGAGGAUGAUCAGCGCACCAUUGCCGUAAGGAGACGCUCGGGUGUGAACUCUGAGGCAUUCUAUCCUGAUAGUGAUGAUGAGGACUCAUUUUUGUGGCGUGAUGAUUCGCCCAACGGCUGGCGAACACAGUCUCCAGGGACGCCAGUCAUCUCAAAGGGUACCACCUUUGCGAGGUCUAACUCAGACCGUUCUUCCUCUGGAAUGGACAACAGUGGCUCUUCCUCACCAGUGAUCUUGAACACUUGUUCUCCUGAGGAUGAGGGUGUGGGUAAUUUGAAGGGAACAGGGCAUGCAGAAGGACAGGACAGUGCAGCAGGUUGUGCUGUUGUGAGUGAGAAUAAUGCAAAAGAUGCAGAGGGAAAGCCUAGUAAAAGUCCAAGCAGUGAGGAUGUAAAAGGUGCCAAAAAUUCCCAAGUGACAUCAACACCUGUAGGUAAGGAAGCUGUUUCAGAGCCAGACAGUAGUAUCGAAGUGCCAUCUCCACGGAAUGGACUGACUCCAAACAAAGAGGCUAGUGAUUCUCCAGUGCCUGAGGGAAAAGAUGUGGCUGAUUUAAAUGCAAGCAGUGACACUCAAACCCCUACAAAGAAGACACCUGUCAAGACAGGAAGCACGGCCAUAAGGAGAAGGCCUGGGAGGCGAAUGGACAAAACCAAACUCAAGCGGCGAUGCUCCAUCAAUGGCCACUUCUACCUGCGUGAGACGAGCUCCUUCACACCCCCACAUGGCUCCCCCUGCAGUGUGUGGGUGACGUCCCUCAUUACCACGGAGGAAGUGCUCAAUAUGCUUCUCGAGAAGUACAGGGUGGAGAUGUCAUCUCGUAACUUUGCUCUCUUCGUGAUCAAGGACAAUGGAGAGAGGCGUCGUAUUAGAGAUGACGAAUACCCACUUAUCACAAGAGUCAUGCUUGGCCCACAUGAAGAAGUGGCUCGAUUCUUCAUAGUGGAUGCCCAUCAGACGGAUGAGAUUUCCCCUCAGGUGGCCCAGUUCCUCAACCUGAGUCUGGCUGAGUGUCGGGCCAUCUUGCUCCAGUACGAGCAGGAGGAGAUGAGAAACAUCAUCGCUGUUCGUCAGAAGUAUGAGAGUAUGGCUUUCUACAUCCAGAGAAGAAUGAAGGAGCUACGUGGUGUGUGAUGCGUAGGUGACAUAUCUAAACCAAAAGCCAGGAGACCUUCAGAGAAAUUUCUUGGCUUGCAAAGUGCCCUUGCUAUGUGAUGAAUAUAUGUAUAUGUAUAUAUAUAUAUAUAUAUAUAUAUCUCAGAACACUUUGUGAUUGUUGAAUUCUGGUAAUGAUUUAGCAGUGAAGUUUUUAAGUUACAAGAGUUCUUGGAUUUGUUUUUAUACCAUUAUUAUUGUUUUAUUAUACUACCAUUGAAGUUUACCUGAGUAAACGAAUCUCAUACAUCUGUAUUUAUCACAGGUGUUUUUUUAAUUUUAAUUAUUAUUAAUCCAUAUACUGAUUUUUAAUGAAAAGAUGCAUCUGGCUCUAAUGUUAUAUGUUAGGACAUAUGUACUCUGCUGGUGUAUAAUCCAAUUUGCAAACCCAGCUUUUCACCUUUGUCCAUGUGUUGGAAGUCCUAUUGUUGCAUCAUGAGUUAAGUUUAAAAGGUAAGUCACAACACACAGUUCUCUGGUCAUGCAGCCGGAGAGAAAGGCCAUAUCUGUAUCCCCUGUUGUGGGUCACAAAUACUAAAUGCUCUCUUUAAUUUUUAUAAUCUUAAGUUAAGGAAUUUGGUGGUUUUAAAUAUUCUAACCAAUAGACUCUUUUUCAUGUAUUUAUUUGUAUUUAUUGAUAAGUGUAUUUUAUGUUGGUAUUUUAGUUUUAUUUCAUGAAUUUAUUAUUUUUUCAUGCAAUUUAAAAGAGGUCAUCUUUGUUUUUUAUUUUUAUUUCCAGUCAUCCUUUAUUUAUUCGUUGUCAUAAAUAGCAAGUUAAUGUUGAAUCCUUUCUGAAGGAUAUGGCUGUAUUACUUAGCUAGAUUUUAUUUAUUUAUGGAAGUGUAUGUAAACUUGCAGACAUGACCCAGUGUCUAGUAAAUUCUGGACUGUCAAGUUUAUAUACAUAGGUGUUUGACAGUAUUAACCUUCAUCAUCUUUUUUCUUCAGUAGCCUUUGUUUUAGAUGAUCAAGUGCAGUGGCAGAAUAUUUGAGUUUGUGUUAAGGUUGCAAUCUUGAUGGAUAUUUGACAUGCCUUGCAGGUAUGGUUUGUGGGUAGGGGAAAACCUCACACAUUUGUUUGUUAUUGGGAAUCCAAAAGGAGCCUGUGGUUGGCUGUGCUAAGGAUAGAAAGAAUUGUAGAAAGGUUCCAUAGGUUUCAAUUUUGGAGUGAAUAGGGGAUGAUAUUAUGCUUUGAUUCCAAAAAAGAUGGUAGAUGGAAUUGAUCAGCCUCAUCUCUGAGGCAAGAUAGAUCAUUUAAUGGAAGGUUAGGGUUGACCUUAGAUUGAGGAAAGAUGCCUGUGCCUUGAUACUAUGAAAGAAGCUUUAACUGCUCAGUGAGUUGGAGUUGGAGUUUAGAUCAUGUGUAAGUUUUCCCUUACACUUUAUGCAUAUUUUCUUUUCUCUCACUCUGUCUCAUUUUUCUUCUUUCUGGCUUCCUUCCAUAAUGUCAACUCCCCUCAUUGCUCAUCAUAUGUCCUUUAUAGGAUUUCUGUUGAAAGGGAUUGAAUGUAGAGAAUAGAGAGAUUUUUCAGUCUCAAUACAGGGACAAAUUUGUAAGUGUUAUUAGAUUAUUGUUUUUUUAUGGUAAUAUGAUAGGGAUAUUCCUGAGUCAUAUUUUCUUGUGGGAAAUGUUGAAAAAGAGGUAUGAAUGAGGUGAAUGACUUAACAGGGGAAGAUGUGUAGGUAUUCAUUAACAUCCAAAGCUUUCUCUGGUUCAUCUCUUACCUUUCAAUAGUGAACGUAUCUAUAAAUACAAGUCUCACAUAUCUAACUGUGAACAGUUACAUAGAUUGUUAUCAUGUAGAUUGUAUAUUCUUGAAAAAAUGGCUUUCUUUGGCUAUACACUAAAGGGAAGUGUAAGGUUUACUUGACUGUGAUAGGCAAAAAAGCUAUAUGAUAAUUAUAUUGUCACAUCGUUCCUUGUGACUCAUAAAUUAUGUAUACACACUUCAUUUUGUGUUGCCUAAAUAUUAAUUGCAUGUGAAGAUUCAAGGAAUGACUUAUGAUCUAAUUAUAUAUCAAUAAUAGGGGCCUUAGUAUCCCUUGUUGUGCAGGGUGUUGAGAAGUUAACAUCGGUUUAAAUUCCAGUAAGGUUUAUUACUCAUUGUGCGUAAAAGUCCUUGUCGUGAAAAAGAAAGGAGAAGAUACUCUUCAUAUAUUCCAGAGGGCAUAAUAUGUACCAAAAAUUUGUAAAGCUAAUAUUCAGCAUCAUUUGCAAUUCUGCAAAUUGUGUAUUUAUGAAAAGUUAAUCUUACUUUUAACACUAGUAGCUGUCUUUCUCGCUUUUCAUAAAAUAUCAUGUAGAAAUUCAUUUCUGCUUUUGCGUCAUUGCCUCCAUUGACAUAGGCAACAUAUGCUGAGGAUGGAUUUACAUGUACCUGUUAUAAGGUAUAAUACUCCCACAAGUAGAUCUGAGCUAAAAGAUGUGUUCUGCAGAUCUUCUCUGUGUGCAGGAAUACAUAAUUUGGCCUUCACAGAUUGUUGAAAUAAUGCUUUUGUUUUGUGGAGGAUCUGUAUUUUAGUGCAGUGCCUUGAGCUUAUGCCUGUCAGAGAUUACCAUAUUUAAGAGGAAUGGGAUUGAAUGGUUGCUCACGGUUUACUCAUAUGAUAGUGGAGAUGUGUGUCUUGCAUUACUAGUUUUUUGUGUGUUCUGGAAAUGAAUUUUAGUUUUUUAACAGAUUUCUUUGCUGAUAGAGAAAGAAGGGAGAAUGUUAUUUACCCCUUGCUGCCAGUAACUGGUAUACAUAUGGUGAUUUUGAUAGCAUCAUGGGGAUAUUCCCUGGCUACUAGGUGUAGAUGUAUAACCCCUUGGUGAUGGGUGUAGAAAACAAAAAAAAAAAUUUAUGCUCUGGCGAUCAAUGGCAACGCGCCGACUUUGAGCGCGGGAGUUCAGUACAUCAAGCCGAAUCACCGCCUCGGAGCGCUUUGGCGCGCCACUGCAAUGUACAGCCGCACGCCACAUUUCGAGUGGUUUGUUAUGACAUCCAGAGACAUGACCCGUCGGGAAGGGGAUAAAGGUUAGCUGGUGUCAAAGAAUUUAUGAAUGAUGUAUAUGGAAAAAAAAAAGAAAAAUUACAGUGCACCUACAUCAAUAUUUUGUUGUUAAUUCAUAUUACAUUACUUUCUCUAAUAAGAAUCUGGAUAUGUUAACAUAAGCAAUUUUUUUUUAAAGAGAGCUUCUGCCUUAAAAUCAGAAAAGGUGUUCCAGAAAAAAUUCUUCAGUCUACACUUCCUUUGUGUGAUAUUACAAGUGAGUCCACGUCUUCCAGGUCACUUUUCUUUCCACCAGAGUGUUCAGUAGUGAAACUGAAAGUAGACGUCCCACCAACUUCCCCCUUACUCGUGCUUUUACUUUCUUUUAGGGAGAAAACAUUUGAAAAGAAGUUAAGACUCCUCUGAGGAUUCCUUAGAUGACUUGCAAUAGAUUUUUUCUUCAACAUUGCAGACAUAAUAUUUGUCACUCCACAGAACAUAUAAUGUAUACUUCUGAGCUUUUUGUCACUCCACAGAACAUAUAAUGUAUCAUUUUGAGCCCUGAAGCUGGAGAACACUUUAGAGGUGUUUGGUGUUUGAAUUACCAUAGAGUAACAUAGCAGAGCUGAGGUUAUCUCAUUUCCCAAUAAGAGAUAAUGUAGUUAGUAGCUGUACAACACACUAUCUGCCAUAGUUUCGGGCAUUUACCUGCACAUAUAGAACUUUACAUUGGUUAAGGAAGCAAUGUUUAACUAUUGCAAGGUCUCAAGUGCUUGUGUUUCAACGUGUGUAAACAGUAGUGUAAACAGUAACUGAUGAAUUAAUUUUUGUUUUUUUGGCUGUACAUUUUGGGGAAUGCAAAAUCUGGUUUAGUGAUUAGUUUUGUUCUAAUAUUUUGUUUUGAUACAUAGGGAAGUGGUGGCAUUUUUUAAUGUAAUUGUUGGAACUAGGUUCUUUUAAUUAACAAUACUGAUGGGUAAAAGUAAAAGACUGUGCGUGUGCGUGUGCGUGUGCGUGUGCGCGCGCGCGUGUUGGUCAAAAAUCUAAUAAUUGCUUAUGUCUGCUGUCUUGAGUGUUAUCUUGAGACAUGAAAAUUGCAGAAGCAAAAGGUUGGACACUUUUCUACUUUCCCUGAGGGGAGACAUAGGAGGUGAUGAUGUGUUUUAUGAUAUAAUAUUUUUUUGUUAUGAUUUUAACAUUGGAUUGGUUGGUGCUGCUUGUAUUACAUCAGCUGAUUUACUUCUGCCGUAUUUUUGGUGUCACAAAAGAGCUGUCACAAGAAAUGUUUAGUUACGGCUCAAAAGACAGUCAUAUCAGAAGCUGCAGAUGGAUUAUGAAAAGGAAUUAGACUGUUCAUGUCCCUCCCAAAACAAAUCCUGAUGUACAUAACU